ACACGUGCUAGCUGCCGCUCCCAUACGAAAAGCAACAGGAUUAUAGUUUUCCAAACAUAUUUUUCCUCUUUCUUUCCGGUGACCUGCUUCGGAACCUCCUCAUGGAGCACCGGAGAACAUCGCUGCUGUACCCGGACUUUACCGCCAGUUUAUGAUCACAGCUUGUAACCGGAUGAGACCGUGUGAACACUUUGACCAUCAACACACCAAAACUGCUGCUGUGGAGUCUGAGGAUCUGAUAGUGAGCAUGCAAACACGAAGUCAAAGAAGAAGCUCUGCAAAGGAUUCUCCAUCCAAGCCAUCUGUGGCUGAGCUGGCUGGAAGGUUCAAAGGUCACAUUUUACCAAUGCCCACCUCAAAUGAUGAGCUACCAUUUCGAAGAAGACCCCCAUGUUCUCUAAAGCUGCAAAAUCAAAAAGAUGAUGAAGAAUCUGAUAAAACUGCUGUCUCACCAAACCCUUUUAAAAUCAAGGUGAAGAACUCUGCCAUCAUUGAGAAACUUCAGGCCAAUCUUGCUCUGUCACCCACUGCUCUGCUGCCUUCGCCCAAGAGUCCUGAGGUGAAGCUCCAGCCAGCGCCUUUGUCCCCCACCACACCCUGUAGCCCGCAGAGCCCCCUGAGCCCCACCCGGCAGUCCACACAUCUGUCCAGUGAAGAGGAGGAUCCAAUCAGCUUUGACAGCCCUCCUGAGGGCAACCCGCUGCCGAGCUUCAACAAGACUCGUGCACGACUAUCAUUUAAAAGGCGCCCGCCCACAAGACAGCACAGGAGGUCAGCUGGAGAGGAGGCGGGAGCCUUUGGAAAUACUCUGUCCCCAAGUGAACUGUACAGCCCAAAAGAAAAUGGGGACAUGGACCAGGUUUUCGAAUGUGGACAGCAGGCAAGUCUUCAAGAAGCUGAAGAGGACAGAGACUCUGACAAAACAGAGGAAGAGGUAGCAAAGAGUGAUCCAGAUGACAGGGGAGAUCCGGAGGAGGAGCAGGAAGCAGAACAAAACCAGAAUGUGGAGGCUUUGGAGGAGGAACAGCAGUCUUCAGAUCCUUGCCCUGCUAAGGAGACAGAGGAGGAGAUGCCUCAAGAGGAGAACUGAGAUGGAAAUGACAGGGCGUGAACUGUGAAUAUUUACUCAAAGAAAAAAUAUAUGAAUAAGUUAUUCAAUGCUUUUAAUUAAGAGAACUCUUUUGAAAAAUAAUCUGAAAAAGUGAAUUCGUUUAUAAGUUUCUUGGUACCUGCUGUUGUUGUCCCUCUGUCGCCCUCUCCUGGCCGUCCACAGAACAGGUCUAUAACACUGGAGAGUUCAGAGAAGCAGCUGUUCUCUGCACAUGGAAAUAAGCAUUGCAGUUGAUGUGUCCGUAAUCAGGCAGCAGAAAUUUGUGUCAUAUUUUAUCAAGUCUGCAUAACCAGACUCCUGUUUUUAUGAUACAUAGAAUUUUUUUUUUUUUUGCAAAUCAAAGACAUUGUGAACAGUGCACCCCAAAGUCAGAGGUGUCUUUCAUGUACAAAGCACUCUAAAAAUACUGAAUGCUAGGUUGACAAAAGGCAAAAUAUUAUGAGACUUCAUUUAUAUAUAUAUUAGCAGAUGUAUAAAAUUUUCCUAAAUCAUACCAAACCCUGUUCACUUUAGGUUGAAAUCAUGUACUUUGAAUAUCUAGUUUUCUAGAUUGUCUGCUUGUUUAACAUUUUGUAUUUUACAAAAUAUUUAAAUCACAGUGCUGAUGUGGAGGGGCUUGGGUCCUCAGAAAUUAUGCACAGAAAUGUUAACAAAAUAAACAGUUUCCUUCUUCUGUAAUAAGAAAUUGA
This is a messenger RNA of Plectropomus leopardus (leopard coralgrouper), 1800 nucleotides long. Lineage: Eukaryota; Metazoa; Chordata; Actinopteri; Perciformes; Serranidae. The record is from RefSeq and is a predicted model, not a curated record.